Messenger RNA from Euleptes europaea (tarantolino), 885 nucleotides. RefSeq names its product basic salivary proline-rich protein 2-like. The coding region runs from base 1 to 885 and encodes 294 amino acids. The record is from RefSeq and is a predicted model, not a curated record. The transcript has a single exon. NCBI's taxonomy places the organism in Eukaryota, Metazoa, Chordata, Lepidosauria, Squamata, Sphaerodactylidae.
AUGACUCGGAACUGGAGGCUGAGGAGCCCCCCCAGCCCCCAAGGGCUCCUCCACCCCCCCAUGCCCCCCAGGCUGCACAAGCCCCCGCGGCCGGCCUGGAGAGCCGGUCGGAAGGACGGCGAGGCGGGGCGGGGCGGCGGGACUCCGCAGGUGGGACUCGAGCUGUGCCCCCCCGCCCCGGGCCCCUGCCUCCGGCCCACGCCGGUCCCGCUGGGCACAAGCCUGCCAGAGCCCGUGGGGGCGGUGGCCGGGGCCGCCCCCCUUGGGCUGGCUGUCCGGCUCCGGCCGCCGCCCUCUGGCCCGGCCACGCGGUCCAAACGGGCGAGGGGGCGAGAGGGGGCGAGGGGGGGCAGCCCGCCGGCCAGUCCUGCGCCCACCGACCCACCGCUGCCGGGGCAGGACUGGCGGCGGGCAUCCUUUGCUCCGGGGGGUGGGGGCACCAAAUGCCCCGGGCCGGGCCGGCCUCCUCCUUCUGGGCGCCCAGCCGGCAGGAAACGGCGGCCGGGCCGGAGCGCCGGCGACCCCCCCCCCUCCGCGACCCCCGACGCCCCGCGCCCGGCCUCCGCGGCGGGGAGAGCCGUCGGCGGUGCAAGAGCGCUCUCUGUCGGCCAGAGGAGGAACGGCGCCCCCGGGACCCGGCGCGCCACACGCCUCCGCGCGGCCGGCUGGCUCGGGGUCAGCGGCCGGACCCGGCCGGCCCAGCGGAGCCCCCCCCCCGCCCCCCCGGCAGGCCUGGCCCCAGCCCGGCUCCCCUUGGAGGUGCGGUCUUCUCCGGGCAGGCUCCCCUGGAGGAGGCUGCAGCAACGAGGGCUCUGGCCCCCUGCGGACUCCAGCAAGGCGCUGGGGGGCGGAGAAGAGAGCGAGAGCAUAAGCCAGCACGGAUGA